This is a messenger RNA of Aplosporella prunicola CBS 121167, 478 nucleotides long. RefSeq lists its product as uncharacterized. NCBI's taxonomy places the organism in Eukaryota, Fungi, Ascomycota, Dothideomycetes, Botryosphaeriales, Aplosporellaceae. The coding region runs from base 15 to 386 and encodes 123 amino acids. The record is from RefSeq and is a predicted model, not a curated record. The transcript is spliced from 3 exons.
GAAAAUCAGGAACCAUGUCCAACUUUCGGAAUGCUGUUCCCCUUCUCCUGGUGGCCUUGUUAGGCAUUGGCAACGGCAUAUAUGUCUUUGAUCCUGCUUUCAAAGAACAAGCGCAGGAGAAAUACAAGGACCAGCAUCAACCGGUCUCAUCUAAACCGGACAACGAGACUACAGAGGCGCCCGCCGAGACCAUCGCCAAAGACUCGAAGCCAUCUCCUCUGGAGGUCGCGAACAAGAGCGACUCUACGAGCACCCCGUCAGCAGAGGGAGCGUCAUCUUGGGGGUCGCUGUUGCAGACCUUGAGUUGGUCACGGGCUAAAAAGCCUGAGCUGGAGGCUUCACCAAUUAGUGAUCAGCAGCAGACUUCGGACAAUCAGUCGAAAUAGUGUACAAGAUUAUAUUUAUAUCCAAGCAACCUUUUUUUAGUGGCAGUGGUCUGACAUUGCGCUUGUUUUUUAAAUUGACCGAACUUGCGCGG